AUGUCAUCCUCUCUUCUUUCCAAAUUUUUCUUUUUCAUCAUUUUUUUCUUCUUCUUUUUUGUGUUUCCGAAUUUUUUUCUUUUUUUUCUUUUUCGUGUUUCCAAAUUCUUCUUUUCCACUUUCUCCUAUUUUUAUCUUUCUUUUUUGCCUUUUUGUGUUUCCAAAUUAUUAUUAUUAUUAUUAUUGAACCUCCUCCUCGCCUUCUUCUUCUUAUUUACUCGCCUUAUAUAUCUUCUAAAUUACUACGACUUUUUACAUCUAUCUCUCUCUCUCUCUAUCUCUCUCUCUCUCUUUCUCUCUCUCUCUCUCUCUAUCUAUCUAUCUAUAUAUAUAUAUAUAUAUAUAUAUACGAAGACUACAGUCUUUUUUCUCAUUCCACGUGACUCCCAUUUCCCGACCCUUAACAACCGCCAUCUUAAAUCGUCUUCUGUUUCACCUUCUUUUCUGUCCGUUUGUUUUCCUUAUUGUCGGCAGGCGUAUCUUUUCUUUUUCUUUUUUGACGCAUCUUACCGACUCGGGGCUCGCUCACCUCCCUCCCACCAUCAAACAUGUCACUUCGCCAUUCCAUCGCGCCCCCCCUUUUUUUUCGUAAGUCGUUCUUGUUCCCUUUUACUGGCUUCCUACAUUCAUCAUGCGUUUCGUUUUCUUUCUUUCUUUUCUUCUUUCUUUAAUUUCCUCUUUUUUUUUCUGCUUUCUUUCAUUCUUUCUUUUUUCUUUCUGUCUUUCUUGCUUGCUUUUCUUGCUUUUCCUUUUUUCCUUUCUUUUUUCUUUUCUUUCUUUCUUUCUUUCUUUCUUUCUUUCUUUCUUUCUUUCUUCUGGUAUCGUUCUUCUUUCUUUCUUUCUUUCUUUCUUUCUUUCUUUCUUCUAGUAUCGGUCUUUCUUUCUUUUCCUCUUUCUUCCUUUCUUUUCUUUUCUUUCUUUCUUUCUUUCCUUCUUUCUUUCUUUCUUUUGGUAUCGUUCUUUCUUUCUUUUACUCUUUCUUUCUUUCUUCCUUUCUUUCUUUCUUUAUUUUCCGCUUUCUUUCGUUCUUUCUGUCUUUCAUUCAUUCUUUCUUUCUUUUCCUCUUUUUUCUGUCUUUCUUUCCGCUUUCUUUUGCUAUCAUUAUUUAUUUUCCUUUCUUUCUUUUUUCUUUCUUUCUUUCUUUCUUCUGGUAUCGUUCUUUCUUUCUUUCUUUCUUCUGGUAUCGUUCUUUCUUUCUUUCUUUCUUUUCCUCUUUCUUUCUUUCUUUCUUUCUUUCUUUCUUUCUUUCUUUCUUUCUACCUUCCUUUCUUUCUUUCUUUCUUUCUUUAUUUUCCGCUUUUUCUUCUUUCUUUCUUUUCUUCUUUCUUUCUUUUCCUUUUUCUGAGAAUUAUUUUACACUCUACAACCUCUCUCUCUCUCCCUCUCUCCCUCUCCCGCUCUCUCUCUCUCCCUCUCCCGCUCUCUCUCUCUCCCUCUCUCUCUCUCUCUCCCUCUCCCGCUCUCUCUCUCUCCCUCUCCCGCUCUCUCUCUCCCUCUCUCUCUCUCCCUCUCCCGCUCUCUCUCUCUCCCCCUCUCUCCCUCUCCCGCUCUCUCUCUCUCUCUCUUACAGGCGGGACUACCUGGCCACAUGGUGUGUCGAUGGUCCUUCUAAGGAAUACCAAGCUGCGUUCUUACACGACUGUCAUUCUGAGGACGAACAGGCUACACCAGCACUGUCUACGCCGGUCCUUUCUCUUCAAAAACGCCGACGAACAUCCGGGGAUCGAUUGGACCUCGAAUACCGCUGUUUCAUUUGCCUGCCUCCGAGCUGCCGCCUUGAACCCCAAAACGAUCCUUCAACUGGCACUCCUUGACUUCACGAUCGAACUACACCAAACAAUUCCUUCGGAACGCACACGCACACACUGGAAUGUGCACAUCCCUAUCUAUCUAUCUAUCUAUCUAUCUAUCUAUCUAUCUAUCUAUUUCAGUCUGUUCACUUCUAUCUAUCUAUCUAUCUAUCUAUCUAUCUAUCUAUCUAUCUAUCUAUCUAUCUAUUUCAGUCUGUUCACAUCUAUCUAUCUAUCUAUCUAUCUAUCUAUCUAUUUUAGUCUGUUCACAUCUAUCUAUCUAUCUCUCUAUCUAUCCAUCUAUUUAUUUCGGUCUGUUCACAUUCUAUCUAUCUAUCUAUCUAUCUAUCUAUCUAUCUAUCUCAGUCUGUUCACAUCUAUCUAUCUAUCUAUUUCGGCCUGUUCAGUAUCUAUCUAUCUAUCUAUCUAUCUAUCUAUCUAUCUAUCUAUCUAUCUAUCUAUCUAUCCCAGUCUGUUCAUAAGUAUCUAUCUAUCUAUCUAUCUAUCUAUCUAUCUAUCUAUCUAUCUAUUUCGGCCUGUUCAGUAUCUAUCUAUCUAUCUAUCUAUCUAUCUAUCUAUCUAUCUAUCUGAUUAUGUUCAUUCUCGACUGGUCCCCUCUAUACAGUCUUACUCUGUUCAUAUCUCUCUUUCUCUCUCUCUCUCUAUCUAUCUAUCUAUCUAUCUAUCUAUCUAUCUAUCUAUCUAUCUAUCUAUCUCAUUCUUUUCAUAUCUAUCUCAGUCAGUUUAUAUCUAUCUAUAUAUCUAUAUAUCUAUCUAUCUAUUUCAGUCUGUUGAUAAGUAUCUUUCUACCUAUCACUAUCUAUCUAUUUCAGUCUGUUCCUAUCUAUCUAUCUAUCUAUCUAUCUAUCUAUCUAUCUAUCUCAGUCUGUUCAUAUCUAUCUAUCUAUCUAUCUAUCUAUCUAUCUAUCUCAGUCUGUUCAUAUCUAUCUAUCUAUCUAUCUAUCUAUCUAUCUAUCUAUCUAUCUCAGUCUCUUCAUAUCUAUCUAUCUAUCUAUCUAUCUAUCUAUCUAUCUAUCUAUUACGACAUACAUUUUAA
This is a messenger RNA of Acanthosepion pharaonis, 2847 nucleotides long. NCBI's taxonomy places the organism in Eukaryota, Metazoa, Mollusca, Cephalopoda, Sepiida, Sepiidae. The record is from the annotation of a GenBank genome assembly.